AUGUACAAUUCGAAUAAAAGAUUCCUUAGUACAAGAGUUUAUGUGCUAAUAAUUUUGAUUAUCAUUGUCUCUGCAUUAUUAUUACGUAACAGAUAUAUGAAAGGACCAACAGAAAAAAUUGGCGAAGAUAUUGAUGAGGUUGUUGAUAAAACACAGGAAAAGCCCGAUGAAGAAGUGGAUAGUAAAACAGAUAAACUAAAACAGGUUGAAGACAAAGUUCAAGACGAAAUACAAGAAGUGGAAAAGAAAUUAUGA
Molecule: messenger RNA, 255 nt
Organism: Didymodactylos carnosus
Lineage: Eukaryota; Metazoa; Rotifera; Eurotatoria; Philodinida; Philodinidae
Source: the annotation of a GenBank genome assembly